UGUAUUCAGUCUGGGAGUAAAAUAUGUAUAAAAAGCCAUGACUCUACUGCUGUUUGUAUCAGCCUUGACAAGACUCAAUUUUUCUAUGACCCUUAGAGAGAAUAUGGAAGAGGGUCUCUUGGAGAAGAAGGGAGAGGUGGAAGAUGGUGGUUCAGGCGUAAUAAGAUGGAAUGUGUUUGGUGAAGAGGUUAAAAGGGUUGCUUAUUUAGCAGGUCCUAUGGUUGCUGUAACUCUGUCACAGUAUUUUCUACAAAUAAUAUCAAUGAUGAUGGUUGGUCGCUUGGGUAAGCUUGCUCUCUCCAGCACAGCCAUUGCCAUCUCUCUCUGUAAUGUCUCUGGCCUCAGUGUCAUUUUUGGAAUGUCGUGUGCCCUCGAAACUCGUUGUGGGCAAGCAUAUGGAGCACGGCAAUACAGAAAAUUUGGUGUUCAAAUUUACACUGCAAUUGUCUCUCUUGCUUUAGUUUGUCUUCCUCUUUCUUUCUUGUGGAUGAACAUGGGAAACCUCCUCGUUUUACUUGGCCAAGAUCGUUUGGUUUCACUAGAAGCUGGAAAAUUUGCUCUGUGCAUGAUCCCUGCUCUCUUUGCUUAUGCAGCACUUCAGUCUGUGGUUCGAUUCUUUUUGAUGCAAAGUUUGAUGAGUCCUCUUGUCAUAAGUUCCUUCAUUACUCUUUGCUUCCAUGUGGCAUUCAGUUGGUUUAUGGUGUUUAAAUCGGGACUUGGUAACUUAGGAGCAGCAUUUUCUAUUGGUACUUCAUAUUGGCUGAAUGUGACUAUACUUGGAUUAUAUAUGAAAUUCUCUUCUCAUUGUGAAAAGACUCGAGCCCCAAUUUCAAUGGAAUUAUUCCAUGGGAUUGGAGAAUUCAUUCGCUAUGCCAUUCCUUCAGCUGGAAUGAUUUGCCUUGAAUGGUGGUCGCUUGAAAUACUAAUUUUGCUUUCUGGUCUUCUACCAAAUGCAAAGCUAGAAACAUCAGUCUUAUCCGUAUGUUUAAACAUCAGCGCAACAAUCUACACAAUCCCAGAAUCAAUUGGCGCAGCAGCAAGCGCUAGAGUUUCGAAUGAAUUAGGUGCUGCAAGUCCACAAUCAGCAAAAGUAUCUGCUUAUGCUUCCAUGAUACUGGCAGCUACCCAGGCCAUUGUGGUGGGCUCGAUAAUUUUUUCUUGCAGGCAGAUUUUGGGUUAUGUAUUCAGCAAUGAGCAGGACGUGGUGGAUUAUGUCUCAGAAUUGGCUCCUCUCUUAAGUCUCUCUGUUAUGCUGGACUGCUUGCACGGUACCCUUUCAGGUAUUGCGAGAGGAUGUGGGUGGCAGCACUUAGGAGCAUACGUAAACCUUGGAGCCUACUAUGUUUUUGGAAUUCCAAUUGCUGCUAUAUUGGGUUUCUGGGUCCAAUUUAGAGGAAAAGGGCUGUGGAUUGGAAUACUGAUUGGUGCCUUUUGUCAAACAGCUAUGCUACUUCUCAUAACAAUGUGUACAAACUGGAAAAAACAGGCAAUUGAAGCAAGGGAAAACAUUUUUCAGAGAAGUUUCUCUGUAGAAGAUGGAUUAGCUUAAGCAAGCGAGAAGACUCCUAAGUGUAUAUAUAAUUUUGAUAGUAGAAAAUUCAAAUUUGUGACUUUCGAAUUGGAGGGAAGAAAAAAUUUAUUAACAUUUUUUUUUUACAUUUCUUUAUUUAUA
Vigna angularis (adzuki bean) is the source of this 1672-nucleotide messenger RNA. Its product is annotated as protein DETOXIFICATION 14. The transcript has 7 exons. NCBI's taxonomy places the organism in Eukaryota, Viridiplantae, Streptophyta, Magnoliopsida, Fabales, Fabaceae. Gene Ontology annotation, molecular function: xenobiotic transmembrane transporter activity; antiporter activity. Bases 38 to 1549 code for a protein of 503 amino acids. Gene Ontology annotation, cellular component: membrane. Gene Ontology annotation, biological process: xenobiotic detoxification by transmembrane export across the plasma membrane. The record is from RefSeq and is a predicted model, not a curated record.